AAUCUUUCUCAAGGAAUUUAGCAUCCUCCCCAUAAAUGCACUAUAAAUAUUUAAAAAAAUUCAUGAAGAAAAUUAAGAAGAAGAAAAAGAAAAAAAACCCAUGUCAAAUCUUCACUUAAUUGAUCAAGAUUUACUUGAGAAGUUGGUUCAUGAUGCUCUUGUUUGGAGCUCCCUUCAUGGGCUUGUUGUUGCUGAUAGAAAUUUUGAGAGAUCGUCGGUGCCUGGAGUGGGAAUGGUUCAUGCCCCUGUUGCUUUAUUACCGAAUUCAUUUCCAGAGAGUUGUUGGAAUCAAGCUUGUGAAUUGGCUCCCAUUUUCAACGAGCUAGUUGACCGUGUUAGUUUGGAUGGCAAGUUUUUACAAGAUACUCUUUCAAGGACGAAGAAAGUGGAUGUCUUUACCUCUAGACUAUUAGAUAUACACUCCAGGAUACUAGAAAUCGGCAAAAAGGAGGAUAUUCGCUUGGGAUUAAACCGCUCUGAUUAUAUGCUUGAUGAGAAAACAAAUUUACUUCGCCAGAUAGAAUUGAACACAAUUUCAUGUGCAUUCUCUGGGUUGAGUUGUCUAGUCAGUGAGCUUCAUAGGAGCUUACUAUCUCAUUAUAAAAAACCUCUUGGGCUUGAUUCCGGGAGGAUUCCAACAAACUCUUCAACAAGUAAGUUUGCAGAGGUGUUGGCGAAGGCAUGGACAGAGUAUAACAAUCCAAGUGCAGUGGUGAUGGUUGUGGUUCAACCUGGAGAACGCAACAUGUAUGACCAAUAUUGGCUGAGUACAACCCUCAAGGAAAAACAUGAUGUUACAACCAUUCGGAAGACACUGGCUGAAAUUGAUGCACAAGGGGCAAUCCUUCAGGAUGGAACUAUGUCAGUGGAUGGGGAAACUGUUGCCGUCAUAUAUUUUAGAGCUGGAUAUGCACCCACUGAUUAUCCAUCUGAAGCAGAGUGGAAAGCUAGGCUAUUGAUGGAGGAGUCUUCAGCUAUUAAGUGCCCUUCAAUCUCUUAUCAACUAACUGGCACCAAGAAAGUUCAGCAGGAGCUUGCAAAACCGAAUGUGCUUGAGAGGUUUUUUGAAAACAAAGACGAUAUAGCAAAGCUUCGGGAAUGCUUUGCUGGAUUGUGGAGUCUGGAUGAUUCGGAUGCAGUCAAAAAUGCUAUUGAGCAGCCAAGGGCAUAUGUCAUGAAGCCGCAAAGAGAAGGCGGAGGUCAGACCACAUCUGAACUUGUAUUAAUAAUCUUGUGCUACGACUGUAUUAUAGGUAACAACAUUUAUGGAGACGAUGUUGGCAAAACACUUCUAAGAAUGCAGAAAGAAGGGUCUGAAGAAGCAGCAGCUUACAUCCUCAUGCAAAGGAUUUUCCCGACUGUUUUUCCAACAAUAUUUGUACGGGAUGGCAUCUGCUAUAAAGAACAUGCCACAUCUGAACUUGGGAUAGUUAGUAUGUAUUUAAGAAUUAAAGAGGAAGUGAUUAGUAAUGAGCAUUGUGGUUACCUGAUGCGUAGCAAAGUUUCUUCAUCUAAUGAGGGUGGUGUUGCUGCUGGUUUUGGAGUUUUGGACAGUUUAUAUUUGACAUAAUUUCUGAUUAUGUAAGGAUUAUCUAUCGUUACUUCAUAAUAAUUUGGCUUGGCCAAGAGCUGAUCACUAAAUCUAAAUGUUAUCUUUGAGCUA
Molecule: messenger RNA, 1663 nt
Organism: Erigeron canadensis
Lineage: Eukaryota; Viridiplantae; Streptophyta; Magnoliopsida; Asterales; Asteraceae
Product: glutathione synthetase, chloroplastic-like
Exons: 12
Coding region: 101-1570 (489 amino acids)
Biological process (GO): glutathione biosynthetic process
Cellular component (GO): cytosol
Molecular function (GO): ATP binding; glutathione binding; glutathione synthase activity
Source: RefSeq, a predicted model, not a curated record